CGAACAAUGAAGAAAAAAUCACAACAAUUCUGCUCUAUGAUACAGCAGUCGUACAACGAAUACAGAGACACAGACACAGGCACAGACUAUUACACACGGCUACACGCAAGACAUCAAGUGGCAUCUUCGCUGACUUCCCCUUCUUCUUUCGCAUUCCUCAUCGCGAAUUCGUGGAUGGGCAUCAUGGGCUCCUCGACGACGGCAUCAACCUGGCUCGCAGCGGGCACCGACGCAGUCGUCUCCUCGCUCGCGCUGGCGGUCGAGUCCCGGCGCCGCACGCUCGAGCGCGUCGAUCUCCGCUCGGGGCGCGUGAUCUCCUCGGCUUCCUCGGUCGGCUCCCGCGUCAUAGCAGACUCGGCUAACAGCCCCGUCGACUCAUCAUCGCCCGACUCAUCAGCCCCAAGCGACGCAGCGGCACCGCGCGUCGGCCGCGUCCGCUUCGCAGGGUACGUCGCAUCGUCCUCAGCGUCCUUGCGCUUGCGCUUCCCGUUGACCCCAUUCACGACGCCCGCCCCCGCCGCAGCCGCCGCCCCGCGCCGCUUCCUCGGGCUGGGCUUCUCCUUGAUCUCGAGCGCGGCGGCAGCGGCGAUGGCACCGACGUUCGGCAGCGAGGGCGCCGGCGAGGCGCUCCCGUCCUCGCCCUCCCGAUCGACGGCCGUGUCGCGCAUUUUCGCCACCGGGCGGCGCGAGCGGGCCGACGAGCGCCGGCUGGCGUCGACGAUGAGCUCGUCGAUGGGCGUGAUCACCGGCUCCGGGUCGGGGUGGCCGAAAUGGGAGGGUGGCAAUAAGGGGAGCGACAUCGCCAGAGGGCCCAUGGGGUGGUACAGAGGCAGGGGAGGGUCCAUAGGGUACCGCUUGCGAGGUACGCCGCUCGCUCGUACAAUUAUGUUGGGGCUAGAAACUGAGGAUUUCGAGCACGAGGCGACGGGGAUGGGGGCGAGAUUGUGCGAGAGCUUGGACAGUGGCUUCGUCACCCCAUUGGCUUUGUCGGCUGACGGGGACUGAUAUGUGACGAGUGGCUUGCGCCUGCGUGGCGUGAGGGGUGGUGUUUUCAUGCUGAGUACGUCCAUGUCUGUGGAGGACAUGUUUCAGAGCCUUUGCGCGAGGUGGUUGGAGUAGACGCACGCACCAGGUGUAUACCUCCUUCGGUGUUUGCUCUGUGCGGUGCCGAGAAUGGAGAUGGGCGGUCGAGGAAAGGCGAGAAGAGCGUGUCGGAAAUGACAACGUUGACGUUGGACGUUGACUCUCGGUGCACGCGGGUCAGUGCAGAUACUGGGCAGUUUAGAGCGUCUGAGAAGCUUUUUGUGUGUGAUAAUUCCAAAUUCGGCAGAAGCCUGGGUUAGGGUUCUUUCCGUGCUUUCGGCAACCACGAACAAAGCCACCUCUUAGCCGGCUCUGCGUCUAUUACGGCGCUCGCCCAUGCCAAAACGUGUGUACAUCGAUGGCACGCGCCCACAACUUUAUUCGACUGCGAAUGCAUAGCACGGGGAGAGGGCGGACUGGGCGCUCCGCUGGGCGUCUACCGAGGCCCAUAUGAGCUCCGUUCCGGAUUUUUUUUCAUCGUUCUAAUCCAUCAGGAUCAUGUUCGCCCGUCGGCUUAUCAUCAUCCUCUGCGCUUUUACCAUCUUCCGUACCCCGGUGCCUGUCUCGGCCAGUCAAUAUCGUUGGUCCAAAACCCUUGCCCUGACGCCCGUCGUCGGGGAUUCCGAUGUCCAAAAUCCACUCCUCGACGUCAGUGACGCUUUGUAGAGCCCCUCUGAGGACAUCGGGCAAGAUCUCCCCGACGUCGCUCCCCCCCCCCCCCGACUUGGAACGCGCCCUUUUCGCCUUGGUCUCUGAGGGCCAGGUGAUCGACUCGAUGAUCUCGGCAGUUUACGCACGCGAGGAAGACAGGGAACAGGCGCUGCUGGUGCCCAAGGCGAAAGCGGAGGCGUCGUUCGUGACUUUGGGGAAGUAGCAUGGAAUGAAAGAAGAGAGCUCAAUGGCAUUGGGAUCGAUUCUGGACUCUCGUGAAGAUGCUGUUCAGGAUAUCAAGCUGCUGGGCAAAAGACUUCCCUGAGCAGAGUGUCCGAGUGGUCCUCAAAUUCCUGGGAUUCGGGGUGAAAGGGCCUAUGAAAGGUACACCCACCGUGUCUCCAACGACGCUUGCCGCUUAUUCGAUGACAGGGUCGUUUGCAUCUUGGGCGUAAGCGCUGUUCUUUGGCGGCUACGUACCUGGAAAGAGUUGGUUCUCCCUGCUGCAGAAAAUGGCGAUGACAGGCAUGGUACCCUGGUGGCUCAAAGUCUUGUUGCGUAUCGUUUUCUGAGACCAUUCAGUCUUGUAUCAGUAGAAUACCUAGCUAAAUUUCUCGGGAUGUAAUUCUGAGACGGCUCGGGGUUUUGGACCCUCGUCUGGCUGACUGGUAGAUUCUGAA
This is a messenger RNA of Mycena citricolor, 2414 nucleotides long. Lineage: Eukaryota; Fungi; Basidiomycota; Agaricomycetes; Agaricales; Mycenaceae. The record is from the annotation of a GenBank genome assembly.